Drosophila santomea is the source of this 2252-nucleotide messenger RNA. RefSeq names its product G-protein coupled receptor dmsr-1. Gene Ontology annotation, molecular function: G protein-coupled peptide receptor activity. Gene Ontology annotation, biological process: G protein-coupled receptor signaling pathway. The coding region runs from base 343 to 1587 and encodes 414 amino acids. Gene Ontology annotation, cellular component: membrane. The record is from RefSeq and is a predicted model, not a curated record. NCBI's taxonomy places the organism in Eukaryota, Metazoa, Arthropoda, Insecta, Diptera, Drosophilidae. The transcript has 8 exons.
AGCGCGUGAAAGGAUCACAGUGCGGAUCGAACAGACCUUUUUGAAAAGUUAAUGAAACCCGGUUGAAAAAAGCUACAAAAGUAAAAAAAAAAAAUACAAACUGCCUAUUAAAAAUUCUAGACAUUGUUUAAAAAAAAGUGUGAAUAUAUUCUAUAAUCUAAACAGAGCCAUUUCAACCAAUUAAACCAGCACAGGAAAUAAAACGUAAAUCAGCUUCUCGUGGCGCCAUUUAUUUGCAUAAUUAAAGCCGUUCGGUUAGAUGGUGGGCGAGAUUAGGAGUGGCUUGGAUGAUGGCAGUUUCUAAUUAGUAAUCAUCACAAGACAGGAGCUAAUCGGUCUGCAAUGAUGCAGGACACCGGCAGCCAAAUGGGGCAUACCCAUUUGAAUCCGCGGCCCCCUCUGAACGACACGGUCCUGAAGAACUACCAUCUCACCAGCACCGACAUCGAGAAGUUCGUGAAGCUGUGGCAGGAGUUCCAGAUGAAGAACAUGACUGCACAGGUGGAUGAAUGCCAGGGAUAUUGUCAGGGGGAAAUAUACAACUGGUUGCGGGCCUACAACAGCAUCCAUGGAUACGUGUCACUGAUGAUUUGCAUUUUCGGGACAAUAGCAAACAUCCUGAACAUAAUGGUCCUGACCAGAAAGGAAAUGGCCAAGACGCCCAUAAACAACAUUCUCAAGUGGCUGGCUGUGGCCGACAUGUUUGUGAUGCUGGAGUAUAUACCCUAUACAUCGUAUCAGUACAUCUACAUGGGGCCAGGUGAAAAGGAUUUGAGCUACACCUGGGCGGUUUGCCUGCUGGUCCACAUGCACUUCACCCAGAUCCUGCAUACGAUCUCCAUUGGACUGACAGUGACGCUAGCGGUGUGGCGGUAUGUGGCUAUCAGACAUCCGAACGGGGGCUGUGCCAACUUCCUGCUAGCACAUUCCCGGGAGGCGAUCCUCCUGCCCUUCAUCCUCUCGCCGAUCCUCUGCCUGCCCACGUACUUUGUGUUCCAGGUGCGGGAGACGUACGACGUGGACAAGCUCAACUCGGAGGCCAUGUAUCACGUCUACUUCGACAAGGACUCGGCGCUCUACAGAUUCAACUUCUGGAUACAUUCCGUGCUCAUCAAACUUCUGCCGUGCGGCAUACUAAUUGUGAUCAGUGCAGUACUCAUGCAUGUGUUGUGCGAGGCAUCGAGGCGUCGCUUGAAGCUGAGGGAUUACAACAAUCCUGCCAAGUAUGCCAUCCAGCUUAAUCUGAACGAAUCGAAAUCCAAGAAGCCGCCGCGCUGUGAUCGCCGCAACGAUCGAACUACCCUUCUGCUGGUUGCGGUGCUGGUUCUGUUUCUGAUCACGGAGUUUCCGCAGGGACUUCUUGGUCUGCUGUCCGGGGUGAUGGAGAAGUGCUUCUUCGCCCACUGCUAUCCGCCAUUUGGAGAGCUGAUGGACCUGCUGGCCCUGAUCAACGCCGCCGUGGGAUUCGUGCUGUACGGACUGAUGUCGAAACAGUUCCGGACCACCUUCCGGUCGCUCUUCAUGAAGCGGCACUUUGGCAGCACCGAAAUGACCAGGCUGACCCGUGUUACCACGACUUGCGUCUAAUUGGGCUUUAGAUGUGAUCCAUCCAUGAGGGUGGAUGAGGAAUGAAGUGGGUGGGGGACAUCCAAGAUGUUCUUGUCCGGCUUUGAAUUUGAAACCAUUUUCUAAACCAUGAACUUUAUAAAAGUUUCGCUAUCUUAAAUAACAACUAUGAGAAACUGUGAGUGUGGGACUAAUGAUCAGUUGAUCGGAUGAUUUCCACAAAGGUUUACUUUUAGAUAUAGAACUAAGGGGUUGACUGGCGCAUCGAUCGGUUUAGAAAUUGAUUCUGCUUGUGAUCUGGCUGUUUCGCAAAGUGCCAUUUCAUUUCCAAAUAAUUACACUUACGUUUUAUAUUUAAUACAUUUAUGAGUUUGCCAGUUGGUGUUUCAGAUUCGUAUUAGAACAUAAGUUUCAUAGGCUAAGUCAGUGCGAGCUGUACAAAAACGAGACAUUUACUUUUCCAUAAGAUGUAAAAACAAGAAUCCAUCAUCAAAACUGUAGCUAUGCCAAGAGGACUGAAGAACUCAAUGAGCCCCGAGUUACUCUUUCUUCUUAGCUGGAACUACGAGAGAAUUCUAUAUUGAUUGUGUGGCGUUAGCUGGUUUUCAACAAAGUGCCAAUGCAUUUUACAUUGGCUAAUUGAACACCCAUAUUUUGAGUACUUUUUAAGUCGCUUGUACUGUUUA